Molecule: messenger RNA, 2589 nt
Organism: Triticum dicoccoides
Lineage: Eukaryota; Viridiplantae; Streptophyta; Magnoliopsida; Poales; Poaceae
Exons: 7
Coding region: 81-2192 (703 amino acids)
Source: RefSeq, a predicted model, not a curated record
CUUGCUUCGACUCCACCUCCACCUCCGUUGGUUGCCCCCGUCCCCUCCGACCAAACCCCAAUGCCUCGCCGCGGCCGGCGAUGGCCGACGCCCCGCCGCCCGUGACCGCGCCGCGCCGACGCCCCCGCGGAGAGCCGUCGGAGCCCCGGAGCGAGAGCGACUGGGAGGAGGGAUCCAGCAGCAGGGAGGGCUCCCCGGGCGCCGACAGCGCCGACGGAGACGCCGUGCGCCGCGCCGCGCGCCGCUGGAGCGACGACCGGCCCGCGCGGAUCUCGGCCACGCCCGCCGACGCCGGCUGGUGGCUCGGCGAGAUCGAGCGCGACCGGGUGCGCCUCGUCCGGGACUGGGUCCAGGUCCAGAUGGAGGCCGACGGCGGCGACCCGCCGCAUCCGCCCCCGUCCCCCGCCGCCGGCCCCCGGAUCCGCGGCCGCCAGGCGAGGCUCGAGCUCGUCAUGCGCCUCGCCGCCGACCGCCACGCCGAGCUCCAGCGCCUGUCCCUCCGCCGCGCCGUCUCCGGCUUCCCCCACCGCAACCGAAUCCACGCGCUGCUCCGGGGAAGGUUUCUGCGGAACGGCGGCUUGCCGGAGGAGGAGAGGAGGCAGCCGUCGGUGGCCGCCAGGGAGCUCGGCCAGCUCCGGCAGCGCCACCCCGUCUCCGGCCUCAGAUUGGAGAAUCUCGUACGAGGUCAAGCAGCUAGCCGGUCGGAUUCAUCUUCAGCACAAACUGUUGAGCUCUCCACCAUUGACCAUUCUGAAUCAAGCCGUACUGCUUCUUCUGAAGAUACCCAGGACACACGUCAACAGGCAAACGAUAGUGUUGGUCUUCAGCGAAUUGGAGAUACAGCAACAGGGUCAGAUUAUGGAAGCAAUGCUCCUAGUAUUGCCGAAGGAUUGUCCGAACCUCAUAGUCAGGAGGAGGGUUGGCAGGAAGAUUUGGAGGUGGUGGAUAGAAGAAGAGACUGGGAUCAGUUUUCCCAUGCUAUUACUACUACUGGAGAGGGAUCUGGCAGAAACUGGAUUGAAAUUGCGGACAGCAGUUCAUCAUCGUCUGAUGAGAGGACAACAGAGGCCGGAGAUCAUCAAGGGGCCUCGUAUCUUCUGGAAACAAGUGAUGAGUCUACAAUUAGUGAUAAUAAUCUUCCUGAAGCACAUGAAGAGCAGCUUGACAGUAACCAUCUCCCCGAAGCGCUUGAAGGCAAUAAUCGUCUCCAAGAAGCGCGUGGAGAGUGGAACAGGGAGGGUAAUGAUACUGCAGAAGUGCGUGAAGAGUGGCACAGUGACGGUCAUUUUCCAGAAGUAAAUGAAGUGUGGCAUGACGACGAUGAAUCCAAUGGGAGUGCGCAUAACUGGCAUGACGAUCAUUCAGAGCAACCCGCUGACCAGGAGUCUACGCUUAUCAGAAGAGUUAAUACAUUUACCCCUGGUGAUGACGAUAAUGUGUACAGCACAGAACUAAGGGAGCUUCUAAGCAGAAGGAGCGUUUCUAAUCUUCUUGAUAGCGCUUUCCGUGAAAACCUAGACCGGCUUAUCCGGUCAUACGUUGAACGGCAAGGCCGUGGUCCUCUCUCUUUGAAUCUGCAAGGAACACCUGCGGUAGCAGCAGCAACCCCUGACCAGCAGGAGCAAGAUCAAGAAGAGCAGCGGCAUGGAGAUGACGACGAGGAACAGCAACUUCUUCGUGAUGCUGCAAAUGUUAGGCCCCGCUUAGUGAUUCCACCUCCACCUAUGCCUCCUCGUCAACCACUUUGGCAUUCGGAGUUGCAUCAUAACAACUGGAUGAGACAGAACAUAAACCGUUCCGAUAUCGAAUGGGAGGCUAUUAAUGAUUUGAGGGCUGAUAUGGCUAGACUUCAGCAAGGUAUGGGUCAUAUGCAAAGGAUGUUGGAAGCUUGCAUGGAUAUGCAGCUUGAGUUACAACGUUCUGUGAGGCAGGAAGUUUCCGCGGCCUUGAAUCGCUUCAUCGGGGAGCAAGGGGAACCCAAGGAGACCAUUGACGAUGGAUCGAAAUGGAUGAAUGUGAGGAAAGGCACUUGCUGUGUAUGCUGUGAUACUCCGAUCGACUCUCUUCUGUACAGAUGUGGGCACAUGUGCACGUGCUCGAAAUGCGCGAACGAGUUGGUUCGAAGCGGAGGGAAGUGUCCGCUGUGCCGCGCACCCAUUAUUGAGGUGAUCCGAGCUUACUUCAUCAUGUAACUAGAUGGUACGUAGAAUAUACAAGGAGGAAAGGAAGAAGAAAGGCGAUGGAAGCUUUCUCUUGCAGCAAAGGAUAAUAUAACCUGGACUAUGAUAUGAUGAUGAUGAUGAUGAUUGAUUGAUUGUUCAAUUUUGGACACAUUGGUUGGUUGGUGUGUGGGUGUGUGUAUAAUCCUUGGUCUCGCCAAUGUGUCGGUUUCCCCCCCUCCUCUGAUGUAGUGUAAGUAUAUGUGUUUCUUGGGUGGUCUUCACUGAUUUAUUCAUGGGUUUUUUCUUCUUCUUCUUACAAACAAUGUUGACCUGGUGAGAUUGCUCAGCACUCUCGAAACAAUGAUGCCUUACAUAACAUCGUCCUAAUAAUCGUGCUGAGAUGAAAUGAAAUUCAUAUUUGGAUGAA